AUGUCGCUCCAAGUACACCUGCGCUUUCCGACCGACUUUCGGUCAGUUUUGCAGGCCUUGGUGUUGCUAAGCGCAAGCACCGCCAUUGUUCUGCUGUAUCAAUGGCAGAGCCACGUUCAUAGGAAAAAGAGCAACGCCGAAACCGUCGUAGCAGUCGAUCCAGUCGAGCUGAACAGCAUCCCGGGGCCUCUGGAGUUCAGGGAAUCACACGUCUUCAAAAAAGGGCCCACGACGGAGCACUGGAACUUGUUGGCUUUGCAUCGACAGUACGGUCCAGUCGUACGUAUCGGUCCUACUCACGUAUCGGUCGCCGACUUCGAUAGCGUCAACGCCAUCUAUCGUCAGGCGACUACCUUUUUAAAGACGGACUGGUAUGAUCUCUUUACCGAAAAGGGAAAGGGCGUGAUCUUCAACAUUAGGAACAAGGAGCUACAUGCCAAGCGCCGUCGCAUUGUCAGCCACGGCUUCAGCCUGUCGUCUACCAGAGUAAUGCUGCCUUUCAUCAGGACAAAGGCCUUGCACAUGGUCGCACAACUCGCCGAAAGCUCAGAAGCUCAAGAUGCCGUCGACGAUGAAAAUCGCGAGGAUGACCCAAGCGAGCUUCUCAGUCGAAUCAUAAUCGCAAAAGACCCGGCUACCGGGCAUGCCAUGGACUUCCAGACGCUAUGCAUGGAAGCCAGAGGAUUCAUUCUAGCGGCGAGCGACACAACGGCCAAUACUCUCACCAUGGCCGUGAACCACAUCUCGCGCAGUCAAAGCGUGUGGACCCAGCUCCACCGCGAACUCAAGGAAGCUAUACCUUCGAUGGAAGCACUUCAAGAUUCUUUGCAAGACGCCUCCUCCUAUUACACGCAGCUUCCAUUUCUGGUCGCGUGCAUCAAGGAAACCUACCGUCUCUCGCCAGCCAUUGCUAAACUUUUGCCUCGCCAAGUUCCCAACAGAGGCUGUUCGCUUGCUGGACACCAUGUGCCAGCCGGCACCAUCGUCGGAACAUCUAUCUUUGUACAGCAUCGCUGGGACGAAGAUCUGUGGGGACCUUCCGACUAUGCAGACGAGUUCCAUCCAGAGCGAUGGCUUGAAUCGUCUCAAUCCAGCGAGGCAGAAGUCGCGAAGUUGAAGAAGAUGAAUAGCUUUCUAACCCCAUUCUCUCAGGGCACACGGGCUUGUCUGGGACGCCACAUUGCCGAUAUGGAGCUUCACGUCGUCCUCGCUACGCUGUUCAGAUUCUACCAGCCCGUGCAUGUCGUGACGCCAGUCGAAGAAAUGAAGGAGCAGGGCUUCUUCAUCUCUGGACCGCGGGGCGGCAAAUGUCUCAUUCAAUUCAAGAGCGUGGAACUCCAGUAG
Molecule: messenger RNA, 1344 nt
Organism: Acaromyces ingoldii
Lineage: Eukaryota; Fungi; Basidiomycota; Exobasidiomycetes; Exobasidiales; Cryptobasidiaceae
Product: cytochrome P450
Exons: 4
Coding region: 1-1344 (447 amino acids)
Molecular function (GO): heme binding; oxidoreductase activity, acting on paired donors, with incorporation or reduction of molecular oxygen; iron ion binding
Source: RefSeq, a predicted model, not a curated record